AUGAAAGGUAAGAAGAUCUCUUUGAAAUUUUAGACUCCAUUUAGGAUAUGAAUGAAUUAAUGUUAAAAGGAAUCAUUGUUAGUAAAAUGAGUAUAAAGUUCAAAAAAAAUGUUUAUAAACACGCUCGAAGUGAAAGUGAAUGGAAUUUGCAUUUAGUGGAAUGA
This is a messenger RNA of Paramecium sonneborni, 164 nucleotides long. Lineage: Eukaryota; Ciliophora; Oligohymenophorea; Peniculida; Parameciidae. The record is from the annotation of a GenBank genome assembly.